Limanda limanda (common dab) is the source of this 7518-nucleotide messenger RNA. RefSeq names its product DENN/MADD domain containing 4C (gene dennd4c). Gene Ontology annotation, cellular component: ESCRT I complex; cytoplasmic vesicle. Bases 148 to 5919 code for a protein of 1923 amino acids. Gene Ontology annotation, molecular function: protein binding. The record is from RefSeq and is a predicted model, not a curated record. Gene Ontology annotation, biological process: regulation of Rab protein signal transduction. The transcript has 34 exons. NCBI's taxonomy places the organism in Eukaryota, Metazoa, Chordata, Actinopteri, Pleuronectiformes, Pleuronectidae.
GUGUGUUGGAUUUCCUGGACGCUGCUUCCUGCUUCGACCUGUUGUGCUCACAGAGACACACGGACUACACCGAGCGGAGGGAGACGAAGCAGCAAGUUGCCUCCAUGUCAACAGAGUCUGCAGAGUAAACAGCUGGUACACCCAGCCAUGCUCGAGGACAAGGGUCACCGUGUGACCGACUACUUUGUGGUGGCCGGGCUGACCGACAAGUCCAAGCCCUUGGAGCAGGACCUGUCCGAGGCGAAGUCCAGCGGGCCCAAAGCUCCCAUCACAGACCUGGCCGUCAUCAACAGGUCGGCAGGAGAGACGGUGCCUGAGGGCUUCACGUGCAUCGACAGCACCUACAGCGGCCAGCCGGCCAACCUGAACCAUGGCAGCCUUAAGAGCCCCGAGCUGUUCCUGUGCUACAGGAGGGGUCGGGGGAAGCCGCCCCUUAUCGACAUCGGGGUUCUUUAUGAGGGCAAGGAGCGUCUGAUCCAGGGCUGCGAGGUCAUCCAGGCCACACCAUAUGGCCGCUGCGCCAACGUCAACAACAGCUCGGCCACCUCGCAGCGCAUCUUCAUCACCCUCCGUCGAGCGCCGCCCGUCCAGCCUCAGAAUUCCCUGGCAGUGACGGACAUUUGCGUCAUUGUCAGCAGCAAAGGGGAGACGCCGCCCCAUACCUUCUGCAAAGUGGACAAGAACCUCAACUGUGGCAUGUGGGGCUCAAAUGUGUUCCUGUGUUACAAGAAAUCAGUAUCUGCGUCCAAUUCCAUCAGUUACAAAGCUGGUCUAAUCUUUCGUUACCCAGAAGAGGACUACGAGUCUUUCCCUCUGUCCGAGUCAGUCCCUUUGUUUUGUUUGCCUAUGGGCGCCAAUAUCGAGUGUUGGGCACCAAACACACGCAACCCUCUGCCUGUCUUCUCCACGUUUGUCUUAACCAUCUCAUCUGGUGAAAAGGUGUACGGAUCAGCCAUCCAGUUCUACGAGCCGCAUUCCGUGGAUCUGUUGACUGAGAAACAGAAGAUCCAGCUGGGCCUGAUCACCACCGUGGAGAAGAAGGUGAUCCCGAACCGGCAUGUAAACACCAAUAAGUGCAUCUGUCUGCUCUCCCGUUGGCCCUUCUUCGAGUCCUUCCGCAAGUUCCUCAUGUUCCUCUACAAACUAUCUGUCUCGGGCCCGCACCCGCUGCCUAUUGAAAAGCACAUCUCACACUUCAUGCACAAUGUGUCAUUUCCUUCCCCUCAGAGGCCAAGAAUCUUGGUCCAGCUCUCGGCACAUGACAACUUGAUCCUCUCCCAGCCCGUGUGCACACCUUUACCCCUCAGUGGGGCCGACUACGGCACGCUCCUGAUGAACCUGGGCGCGGAGAACUGCGCCACGCUUCUGCACUUUGUCCUCCUUGAGAGCAAGAUCCUGCUGCACUCGCUCCGGCCCGCUGUGCUCACCGGAGUGGCCGAGUCUGUUGUGGCUAUGAUCUUUCCCUUCCAGUGGCAGUGUCCCUACAUCCCCCUAUGCCCGCUCUCUCUAGCUGGUGUCCUCAACGCUCCUUGUCCGUUCAUAGUGGGUGUGGACUCGCGCUACUUUGACCUUUAUGACCCCCCGCCAGAUGUUGUCUGUGUGGACCUGGACACCAACACUAUCUACCUGUCUGAUGAGAAGAAACACAACAACUGGAAGAAUCUCCCAAAAAAGCCUGGCAAGAGCCUCAUUAACUCACUGGGCAACUUGCACCACCAGCUGGCCACCGUUUCCGUGUGUCAAACGGUUGAGGAGGACUCGGCAGUGGUUAUAACCCCCAUUGAGGCGGACUUCACCUGGCACAAAAAGAAGACGGCCCUGGAGAUGGAGAUCCAAGAGACCUUCCUGCGCUUCAUGGCCUCCAUCCUGAAGGGCUACCGCUCCUACCUCAAACCCAUCACCCAGGCACCGUCUGUAAAGGCCACAGCUGCCGACUCGCUCUAUGACCUACAAGGUUUUCUAAAAAGCAGAGACCGUGCCCAUCAGAAGUUCUACUCCCAGCUCACCAAGACCCAGAUAUUCAUCCGCUUCAUCGAGGAGUGCACCUUCGUCAGCGACAAGGACACUGGAUUGGCUUUUUUUGACGAUUGCGUGGAGAAGCUUUUUCCCUCUGAUAAAAUCACCGACAAGGGCACCAAGGUUGAAGGCGAGUCAUCGGAGGACACAAGACUUCUGGAGCUGGAUGAAUCUCAGAAGAGUGAGCACACCGUGUUUGUGAUGCCCGCCGAACCUUCAACCGACGAUGGGACUGGCCCCGCCCCUCGUUACACGUACAAAAGUUUCCCCAGAUUGAAGAUGGAUCUGUUUGACCGUCCCAGAGGGUUACGUCCAGCACUGAGCACAAGUGCAGCGGGGGCCAGUUUGUCCAGCAGCCCUGCUCUACUGGCAAAGAGGACGAAGCAGGAGAUCAAGCUCGCUUACAAGAUGGCGAAACGUUUCUACUCCAACCCUGCGCUAUGGGCCCGCUGUCUCUUCAGUCACUGCUAUAGCCUGUGGUUCAUCUGCCUGCCGGCAGGAGUGCGGCUGGCCAAGUCCAAGAGCCGCGCCAUGCAGCAGGCGUACAACGUCCUCCUGAAGAUGAGGACCACUGAGGUGGAGGUGCUGGAUGAGGUGUGUUACAGAGUAGUGAUGCAGCUCUGUGGUGUGUGGGGUCUUCCUGUUAUGGCUGUGCGAGUCCUGGUUGAGAUGAAGAAAGCUGGUGUGCAUCCCAACGCCAUCACAUAUGGAUACUACAACAAGGCUGUCUUGGAAAGCCCCUGGCCAAGCCGAAACCGCAGCGGCCUGUUUAUGUGGACUAAGCUUCGCAAUGUGGUUCGAGGAGUGGCCCAGUUUAAGCAAGUUCUGGGCACAACGACUUCCAUGAAGGGACCCCCACUUAGUGGCACAGCUGCAUCAAAAGGAGCAACAGCAGACGCUGACGUUGACGGUUUGAGUCAUGGUAGUGCUGACAGCUCAAAUGGUGUCAAUGGGGAGGAACAUAACCUAUUUGCCCACAGCCAUGGCAUGGACGAUGCAACAGUAAACCACUGUAUUACAGGGAGGCAAUCUGAUCAAGGCUACGGCUCCAAGGAUGAGCUGCACCAGGAGCUGGCAGACCCGUCACAUGCAGCCGUCCCCUCGUCCGAACAGAAUAAAAAUUCCAAAGUACAACUCAACGGGGGCGACAUCGCCGGCUCAGUGGACAGUGCAGUCGCAGUAUCAGAACCCCCAAGUCCUGUUGAAGUGCCCUCAUCUGUCCCGAGCAUUGUAAAGCCGUCUACAGGGAACUAUGAUGGUGAAGCAGUUACAGGGAAGCUGUUCAGGAGACACAGCAAGACCAGUAAAGUGUCUCUCCAUGAUGACGACGCCCCUCUGGCAUCAGGGGACGUGGCCAGCCAGUCGCAACCACAGCGGCAGAAAUCCUUCUCUGAGCGCAGCUGUAGCUUCAGUGCUGAAAGCCGUGCUGGAAUGCUCCUAGAGAAAGGCGUGGACCACAUGGCCAGCCAGAUGGGCGCCGAUGCUCGCAUCCUGGCUGCAGCACUCUGUGCCGGCCAAACUCCAUCUCCCAGCAGUGUGUCCAAAGCUCUUUUUAAAGAUCUGGAGGAGGAACCUGAAGACGAUCAGGGCUUGAUACUUGGGAAGCUACCAGCGGAAGACGAGCCAGGAGCAUCAGAAACAGGGAAGGAAAAUGACAGAGAUGUGGAAGGGAGUGAGGAACAAAUCGAAAAAGAAGAAAUAAAGCAAACGGAAGCACAUGAAGAUGAAUCUGGGGUACGAGGAGCAACUCUGGAGAGGGCAGACGUGAAGGUGGGUGCUGACCCACUUUCCCUCCUGGUAUCAGAGAGUGAAGAGUCGGCCUCUGUCACCAGCCAGGAGCCGCCGCGCUCGGUGCCAGCGGUGGUGUCCCGCAACCUGGCUGAGGAGAUCGAAAUGUACAUGAGCCUGAGGAGUCCUCUGGGUCCCAAGUCCUCCAGCAUGGAACUCCAGCCGUCCCAGGGAGACUCCACUGACCCCCCUCAGCCCCAAAACACCAUGGAGCGCAGGUCCAGCCUUCCCGUGCCUCCUGUCAAUACUCCGAGUGGCUCUCCGGGCGACACACCCAAGCGCAGCCCCAACACUGUCACUCGCUCCAAGACAUUCGUCGCGAAGACAAAAACCUAUAACCGCACCACGGCCAGCCCGAGUAAUAGGUCGUCCUCACUGACAGCACUAGUCAAGUCCUCGCAGGGAGGGUCUCUGGGCUCAGUCAUAAACUCUAUCUCAGGCAUCAAGAUGGACACUCUGUUGUCAGGCCCUAAAAUUGAUGUGCUAAAGUCUAGCAUGAAGCAGGCGGCAAAUGUAGCCAGCAAAGUGUGGGGGGCAGUGGCAUCAGCUUACUCCUACUCAGAUGAUGAGGAUGAACACGCUCAGGGUGGUGGCGGUGGCUUCCCAUCAAAUCUGGAUGAGCACACGUUGUCUGCACAUGAUAUCGAUGAGAGUCCUGACAGAGGGAUCAUCCCAGGUUUGGUGGCCAACGGUUUGAACCAGAGCUGCACCAGCCUAGGCAGCAGCAGUGGCAGCAGCGACACAGGCAGAGGGACCCACCAGACGCAUCCAACCCCAGGACGAGCAGGGAGGGGUCCCGACUCUGAGCAAAGCUCCUUACAUCACGCUUCCUCCUCAAGCAUCUACCAAAACUGUGCAUUGGAGGUGCUGAUGUCGAGCUGCUCCCAGUGCCGCUCCUGUGAGGCUCUGGUGUAUGAUGAGGAGAUCAUGGCAGGCUGGACAGCCGAUGACUCCAACCUCAAUACCAACUGUUAUUUCUGUCAAGCAGCCUUCCUUCCCUUUUUGCACGUCGAGUUUCAUGACUUGCGCACGUCAACCGGGUUCUAUAUGAAUCCCAGUGCCUCAGGAGACAGUAUCCACAGCGCCCAUCCCACAGCCAGCAGUUCAGCUGACAUUAAGACACAAGACCUUAUCAGUUUCCCUGAGGAGGAACCUAAAGAGACAACAGAUGAUCGACCCGGAGCUCAUAGUCUGAUUCCGGAGCCGGUGCAGUCUGACCCCCUGGGUCUACUGGAGCACCACCAUGAAGGGAAGCAGCGGAGAUGCAGCGGGACGUCACUGACGCGCAGCAACAGUGUUGGAGGACCGCUGCAGGGCCUGGACUACUCCCAGAGACCUGGUCCCGGUGUAUCUACAACCAGCUUGCCCUGCAGCCUGCAAGAGGCGUCGGAUGGCAUGGGGACCAAACGGCCCAACCCCAAGCACGUGUCUGUGCCGUACCUCAGCCCCUUGGUGCUGCGUAAGGAGCUGGAGACCCUGAUGGAGAAUGAGGGGGAUGAGGUGAUCUACACCCACAAGUUCCUGAGCCAGCACCCCAUCAUCUUCUGGAACCUGGUGUGGUAUUUCCGCCGCUUGGACCUGCCCACUCACUUACCCGGUCUAAUUCUGACCUCCGAACACUGCAACAACGGAGUACAGCUCCCUCUGACGUCACUGUCCCAGGACAGUAAGCAGGUGUUCGUCCAGCUCCUGUGGGACAACAUCAACCUGCACAAGGAACCCAGAGAGCCCCUCUACCGGCUGUGGAGGACCUUGUUGGAGAAGAAGGGGACACUGGCUCCGACUGACCACCACGAGAUCCGCACCCUCCUCAACACAAUUGUUCGCAGCAUCCAGACCAAUGACGUCUACGGACCAAUCAACCUGUUGCUCCGAGAGAUCAGGGAGUGCCCGGAGGGAACCAAACGGCAAAGGAGUAUCUAUAGAGAAAUACUGUUUCUGUCCCUGGUGUCGUUGGGACGGGAGAACAUCGAUGUAGAGGCCUUCGACAGGGAGUACCGCUCUGCUUUCGACGAGCUGAGCCCCGAGCAGCUCAAGUCGUUGCACCGCAUCGAUCAGCCGCCCACCCCCAGCGUUCAGUGGUGUCUCAAAAGCUUCGGAGCCCCGUUCAUCUGACGGGCCGACGUGAGCAGCAAAGAUGAAAAUAUCGGCGGGGAGGAUCGGUUGGCGGCGCGGAAAAUAAUUUGUAAUUUCACACCUUCAAUUGUCCAAACAUGGUACUUCUUCUUCCCUCUGUCUUGGCAGAUGCCUCCUGUCUGCUUAUUAAGCUUGUCGUGGCUUUUCUAAUCAGAUGCUGUAUAGAAUGAUGAAUCGCUGUACAGAAUGUAUUGACUGCCUCUGUGGUGUAGAUAUAUCUGCUGUGUGUGUGUGUGUCUGUGUGUGUGUGAGGGAGGGAGAGAGAGAGAGACAUCAUGGAGUCAAUUCUUUGUCUUGUAGCCUUUUCAACACUUUGCUUACAUUAGUUCAGUGCGAUUUCUCUGAGACUGUGUACAGACCCCGACUGUUCCUUUCUGCACUUUCUAACAAAAACAAACAAAAAAACACAAACAAAACAGUAGCUCAAGUCCGCCUGUCUCUUUGUACAUAUCUUUUUUUUUACUUGAGGGAAAUCUGACACCGGAGUUGCCUAUUAUUUUUUUUGCGACGUCUAAACUGUUUAAUCCAAGUCUUAUUGAAUGUUUAGUUGCAUAUGUACAGGUCGAAAUAUCCGUGUAAAUACGUGUCGGUAGCAGACGUGUCCGUGGGAGACGACUGUCGAGGACAAUCACUAAUUAAUCGUCGCUAAAAUCGAUACACAACAUUCCACAUUCCCUGUGAGCAAAACAGGUCUUCAAGAAGCAUGUAUCUCUUCAACCACGCCCAUGUGAUUAAUACCUGCUAUUUGGAGAGAAACCAUUCACAAUAAGAAACCAAAUCAGUCAUGAGUAAAAACGUGUGCCACACUACUGAUCCCCACACAUGCUCUCUUGUGUCAGUGUAUUUUUAAAAUCUUUUUAACAGUAACUCACUGUACUUGUCCAGCUUACACGCCUCCUUGUUGUUAUGAAUUAGAGUUGCAAUGUAAUAAUUACAUGUAUUCUUCACUGUAGCAUAAAGUACGUUUUUUUUUUUUUUAAUUAGGAAUAUUAACUGCUGACCGGAUGCUUUGAAUAUUUGUGGUAACUUUUUUGGGGCGUUCUGCACAGCUGACACGGCGUCAAGGAAGAAACGUGACAUUCCACUAAAUGCCGAAAGAGACGGAGAGAAAAUAAAAAGCUAAGUGCUGCGAUGGACUGUUGGGAAACGCCAGCAGAUGGUCCCACUGUAGAUUUGGGGAAUGGGACGAGGACUUGUACAGAUGUAACAUUUUCAAUUUGCACUGCAUCGAUGGAAACCUACGGGACGAGAUCUCCUCAGAAUAUAAACGAUAAACAAAGCAAAAAGCAAAUUCUCAAUUAUUUAUUUUUGUAUUGACAUUUGGAUUGCAGACAGUUUAGUAACUUAGCAUUUUUAAGACUAACAAUCCCCUCUUUCCCUUUGAAUCUGUCUUAAGGGCUUGAGGGCCCCCCCCCCCCUGUGCUGACUUUGUAAAUGUGUUCUCUUAGCAGAGGGUGUACAGAAAAAACUGUUCUUUAACAAUGAUAGAUUAAGUGAUCUCUUACCGUCCUGUGGAAAAGGAAUUGAAUGUCUAAACUUAAAUGCGCUGCAAUAAAUGAAUUUGUGAACUGAUUGAAA